Molecule: messenger RNA, 342 nt
Organism: Mesocestoides corti
Lineage: Eukaryota; Metazoa; Platyhelminthes; Cestoda; Cyclophyllidea; Mesocestoididae
Source: the annotation of a GenBank genome assembly
AUGCGUUGGAUGCUGCUGCUGCUGCUGCUGCUGCUGCUGCUGCUGCACCGAGGUGUGCUGGUACAGUUGAAGAACCGACACUGGCGCCUUAUCGUCAAAACAUUGGCGCUUGAGGAGUCAGCCGGACUGAUUCGUCAGUGUGAGUGUAAAUACAUAGCUAGCGGUUCUGCCAUAAACUCCACGGGUUAUAAUUGGCUCCUGGAGAUCAAAACGUCCACUGCAGUUGUUUUUACGCACGACAGUGUUUCAGCUGCUGCUGCUGCUGCACCGAGGUGUGCUGGUACAGUUGAAGAACUGACACUGGCGUCUUAUCGUCAAGACAUUAGCGCUGGAGGAUUCUGA